Candidula unifasciata is the source of this 2028-nucleotide messenger RNA. The record is from the annotation of a GenBank genome assembly. NCBI's taxonomy places the organism in Eukaryota, Metazoa, Mollusca, Gastropoda, Stylommatophora, Geomitridae.
AUGGAUGAUCGCCAUUGUGCUCAGCGCUCAGAACAGGAAUUAAAAACUAUAUCCCAUGUUAAUGACAAGAGCGGCGAUAUCUUUAAGAAUGGUGCUAAACCUACUACGGAAGAUAAAAGCCAUGGCGCUGUCAAUCCUGCUGCUGACGUUGAUGCUUGUGACAACAGCGAUGAUGACGGCAGUGGGCCUUGUGGAUGGGGACAGUUCCAGCUCAGUUGCUGCCAGGUGUUCAGAAAUGCCAAGUGGUUCUUGGUGGUCUUGACCUUAUGUGGAGCAUGUCAGGGGAUGGCAGUAAACGGAUUCGUCCACACAGUUAUAUCAACGGUUGAAAGACGAUUUGAACUGAGCAGUACAGAAUCCGGGCUGAUAGCCAGUUGCUAUGACAUCAUGUUUGUUAUCCUAGUGAUUCCUGUAUCAUAUUUUGGGGGUCAUGGCCACAAGCCUAGAUACUUAGGUAUUGGAUUAUUUGUGCUUGGUCUAGGGUCCUUUGUGUUCACUUUGCCACAUUUUGUCACCGGCAAGUACCUUUUGGAGGACGCCAGUGAGCUGUUAUGUGAGCCGGAUUCCAACAGAACCACUGAAUGUAACUCCGGAAGCUCUUCUAGUUUAUCCAAUUACAAAUACCUAUUUUAUUUGGGUCAACUGUUGCAUGGCGCCGGGGCUACUCCCUUGUAUACACUUGGUGCCACGUACAUAGAUGAGAAUGUGUCGCAACGUUCGUCUGCAUUUUGCAAUGGUAUAUUUUAUACAGGCUCUAUUGUGGGGCCUGCAAUAGGCUACAUACUAGGAGCCAAGUUUCUAGAAAUGUACGUUGAAAUCGAUGUAGACCCAAAAAGCCUUGGACUAGACACUAACAAUCCAAAGUGGGUGGGUGCAUGGUGGAUUGGUUUCUUGAUCAGUGGGACCAUGGCUGUGUUAUUGUCUUUACCGUUGUUGGCUUUCCCAAAGAGUUUACCAGGAUCCAAGAAGUACGCGUCUGAACGAGGCAAAGAGACACAGGUUUCUGCGAACAUCGAUAAAACUGGGCAGCAUCGUGGGUUCAUGGAUAUUUUACUGUCUAUCAAAUAUUUGUUGACCAAUGUUCCCUUUAUGCUGAUCAAUAUGGCAGCCGCAGCUGAUGGCAUUCUGCUUUCAGGUUUUUCAACGUUCAUGCCAAAAUUUAUCGAGUACAAAUUUGGCCUGUCGUCGGCAACAGCAGCUUUGUACGUUGGUUUUGCAGCUGUACCGGCUGGUGGGGGAGGUACAUUUGCCGGCGGCCUCAUUGUCAGAUGCUUCACUUUGAAAGUGCGAGGUAUUCUCAAACUGUGUUGUGUGACCUCAUUCUUGCUGUGCACACUGGCCACAGCUUUGCUGAUGGAGUGUGACACUGAACCAUUUGCUGGUAUCACUUUACCUUAUGGACAGACUACAGUUGAGGCGGCGUCCUUCUUUGGUAAAAACCUGAAUGAUACUUGCAAUAGGAACUGCUCUUGUACAGAGGAGAACUACUUUCCAAUCUGUGGAAGGGACAAUGUGAUGUACUUCUCCCCGUGCUAUGCUGGUUGUGAAACAACAUCGUUACUUGAUACUGAGCAAAAGAGAUAUGAGAACUGCAGUUGCAUAAACUAUAACCUGACAACAUCUGACUACUCCGAAGGCAAACACUAUGUUGGGGAGUUUGGAAAAUGUGAGCUCCAAUGCAAAUGGCUGGCACCAUUCAUUAUAUGUUUUACAGCAAUGAUCCUUCUUGUGUUCAUUAUAUCUAUGCCGUCCCUUACAGCAACUUUGAGGUGUGUUCCAGAUCACCAGAGGGCCUUUGGUUUGGGUAUACAGUGGAUUGUGGCAAGGUGCCUCGGCUCCAUUCCAGGUCCGAUCUUGUUUGGGAAAAUGUUUGAUUACGCCUGUUUGGUUUGGCAAAAGCGUUGCAGUGGCGACGGUUCUUGUUUUUUCUACGACAACCACAAGCUCAGUAUCUACCUCAUGGGUCUGGCUCUGGCAUUUUCCAUAGCCGCUGCCUUGUUAUUCCUGCUUGCUAUCUGCUUUUAUAAG